CAUGGCGCUCACCCGCAUCCUCGUCUUCGUCCUUGGCGCCGCAUUGCCAUUCCUCCUCUUCCAUGCCGAAGCGGGCCAGAUGGGGGUGAGCUACGGCAGGGUGGCGAACGACCUGCCGGACCCGGCGAAGGUGACGCAGCUGCUCAAGGACAACGGCAUCACCAUGGUCAGGAUAUACGACGCCAAACAGGAGGUGCUGAGGUCGCUGGCCAACACCGGGAUAAAGGUGAUGGUGAUGGUGCCAAACGAGAACAUCGCGGAGGCGGCCAGGAACCCCUCGUACGCGCUCCAGUGGGUGCGGGACAGGGUGAAGGCCUACUACCCCGCCACGCAGAUCCACGGCGUCGCCGUGGGCAACGAGGUGUUCGACUCGAGGCCGGACCUGACGAGGCAGCUCGUCCCGGCCAUGACCAACGUCCAGGCGGCGUUGGCGCAGCUGGGCCUCGCCGACGCCGUGAAGGUGUCCACGCCGAUCGCGUUCACCGCGGUCGAGAACACGUUCCCGCCGUCCCGGGGCAGGUUCAAGGACGAAAUCGCGGAGCCGGUGAUGAAGCCCAUGCUCCAGUUCCUGAAGAGAACCGGCUCCUACCUCACCAUGAACAUGUACCCGUUCUGGGCGUACUACAACCAACCACAAGACAUCAACCUGGACUACGCCCUGGGCAACUCCAAUCCCGGCGUCCCCGACGACGACACCAGCCUCAAGUACUACAACCUCCUCGACGCCGAGCGCGACGCCGCGCACUCCGCGAUGGACCAUUUGGUCCCCGGCGUGAGCUUAUAUCUCACGGAGACCAAUUGGCCGCCGCGCGGAAGACCCCAUCAGGGCGGCGGACACCGCGGCGGGAGGCGUUUGGAGGACGACGGGGACGGGGUGUUCACGAUAGCCAACGCGCAAGCGUACGUCAAUAACCUCAUCAACCGCGUGCUGGCCGGCAACACGGGCACCCCUCUCCGCCCCGACGCGGCAUUGGACGUGUACAUCUUCGCCCUCUUCAACGAGAACCAAAAGGGCGACGGGCCGGACGACAUCGAGCAGAACUUUGGGCUGUUCUACCCCAACAUGCAGAAGGUGUACGAGUUCGACUUCCACGGCGGUGUUGCGCCACCCGCACCACCGGCGGCAAGCUGGUGCGUGGCGAACGCGGCGGUCGGGGAUGAUCGGCUGCAGGCGGCGCUGGACUACGCGUGCGGCCACGGCGCCGAUUGCAGCGGCAUCCAGCCGGGCGCGGUGUGCUUCGAGCCCAGUACCCUGCUGGCGCAUGCCUCCUAUGCGGUCAACAGUUACUACCAGAACAAGGGUCGGGCCAGCGGAACGUGCGACUUCGCCGGCGCUGCUCACGUCGUGUUGGAGGAACCAGCUGAAAUCUGUGACCCGAAUGCGAGCUGGUGUGUGGCGAAUGCGGCGGUCGGAGACGGUAGGCUUCAGGCGGCGCUGGAUUACGCCUGCGGUCACGGGGCCGACUGCGGCGCCAUCCAGCCCGGUGGGAAAUGCUUCGAGCCCAACACCAGGGUCGCGCACGCUUCGUACGCGUUCAACAGCUACUACCAGCGCAACCACAGGGCCAGUGGGUCGUGUGACUUCGCCGGAGCCGCUUCCGUUGUCUACAUGGCACCAAAGAUAGGAAACUGCGUCCUUCCAUGGAGGGCUUGGAUUGGGGAGACGACAUCAAUGUCGGAAGGCAGCUUUGCUGCCAUAUAAUCUUAUAUACGUAGCAGAUAGUAUUUUCUUUAUGGUCUAUAAAUAACAGAUAUCGGCGUAGAUCUGUGUGAUCCUCUAAUUUUUUCCGAA
Molecule: messenger RNA, 1792 nt
Organism: Setaria italica (foxtail millet)
Lineage: Eukaryota; Viridiplantae; Streptophyta; Magnoliopsida; Poales; Poaceae
Product: glucan endo-1,3-beta-D-glucosidase
Exons: 4
Coding region: 2-1702 (566 amino acids)
Biological process (GO): carbohydrate metabolic process
Cellular component (GO): plasma membrane
Molecular function (GO): hydrolase activity, hydrolyzing O-glycosyl compounds
Source: RefSeq, a predicted model, not a curated record